Molecule: messenger RNA, 1454 nt
Organism: Tarenaya hassleriana
Lineage: Eukaryota; Viridiplantae; Streptophyta; Magnoliopsida; Brassicales; Cleomaceae
Product: chalcone synthase
Exons: 2
Coding region: 85-1278 (397 amino acids)
Biological process (GO): polyketide biosynthetic process
Molecular function (GO): acyltransferase activity, transferring groups other than amino-acyl groups
Source: RefSeq, a predicted model, not a curated record
AACAACACGUAACGUACCAGUGGUAGAUCGUCCUUCGCAACUCAACAGUCGGUGUGCGUGUUUCGAUAUAACCAGAGAAGUGAAAUGGCGCCGACGGUGGAGGAGAUUAGAAAGGGGCAGAGAGCGGAUGGGGCGGCGGCUGUGCUGGCCAUUGGCACGGCCAACCCUCCCAACGCCGUCCUGCAGGCCGACUACCCUGACUACUACUUCCGCAUCACCAACUCCGACCACAUGUCCGACCUCAAGCUCAAGUUCAAGCGCAUGUGCGACAAGUCGAUGAUCCGGAAGCGGCACAUGCACCUGACGGAGGAGUUCCUGAAGCAGAACCCCGACAUGUGCGCGUACAUGGCACCCUCUCUGGACGCGCGCCAAGACGUGGUCGUGGUCGAGGUCCCCAAGCUAGGGAAGGAAGCGGCGGUCAGAGCCAUCAAGGAGUGGGGGCAGCCCAAAUCCAAGAUCACCCACCUCGUCUUCUGCACCACCUCCGGCGUCGACAUGCCCGGGGCCGACUACCAGCUCACCAAGCUCCUUGGCCUCCGUCCCUCCGUCAAGCGUCUCAUGAUGUACCAGCAGGGCUGCUUCGCCGGCGGCACCGUCCUCCGCCUCGCCAAGGACCUCGCCGAGAACAACCGCCACGCUCGCGUUCUCGUGGUCUGCUCCGAGAUCACCGCCGUCACCUUCCGUGGCCCCUCCGACACCCACCUUGAUUCCCUCGUCGGCCAGGCCCUCUUCAGCGACGGUGCAGCUGCAGUCAUCGUCGGCGCUGACCCCGAUACCUCCGCCGGGGAGAGGCCCCUCUUCGAGAUGGUGUCGGCGGCGCAGACCAUCCUCCCGGACUCGGACGGAGCCAUAGACGGGCACCUGAGGGAGGUCGGGCUGACGUUCCACCUGCUGAAGGACGUGCCUGGCCUCAUCUCCAAGAACAUCGAGAAGAGCCUCUCGGAGGCAUUCAGCCCACUGGGCAUCAGCGACUGGAACUCCAUCUUCUGGAUCGCACACCCCGGUGGUCCGGCCAUCCUCGACCAGGUGGAAGCCAAGCUCGGUCUGAAGCCCGACAAGAUGCGAGCCACACGCCACGUCCUCAGCGAGUACGGCAACAUGUCGAGUGCCUGCGUCCUCUUCAUCCUGGACGAAAUGCGUCGGAAGUCGGCGGAAGAGGGAGCCGCCACCACCGGAGAGGGCUUGGACUGGGGAGUGCUGUUCGGCUUCGGACCCGGUCUUACCGUCGAGACCGUCGUCCUCCACAGUCUCCCCAUCCAAUCAUCCCCCGCUUCUUAAUAUCUCAAUAUUAAUAUCUUAAAUAAGGAUUUCGAUGUGUCAUGUCUCCACUGGGGACGCUCCAUAUGGUAUUUGUGUAAGGAUUUUGUUAAUGCCUUGUCUCUUUACUCUUCAUGCUCUUAUGUCUGUGCUCGUCACUCCUUUGGCAAUGAAAUGGGAAUAUGAUUGAAUUCUUC